GGAGCAGGCAUCAACACUUGGAGAAGACGGGGUAUUUUUAGCAACCGGUGAAAAGGCCAAAGCCAGCCAGCCAAUAAGCCUACGCUUGGAAAUAUAAUGUAUCUGACGUCUAACAUUAACUGACGGGGAGGCAUGCUAGUGUGUGUUGCAGGGUGAUUCAGGAUGGUGGACCAGCCUCUGUGGGAGCAGAUAGGAUCCAGCUUUGUGCAGCACUAUUACCAGAUGUUUGACUCUGACAGAUCACAACUCGGAUCCAUAUAUAUUGAUGCAUCAUGCCUCACAUGGGAAGGACAGCAGUUCCAGGGAAAAAGAGCAAUUGUUGAGAAACUCACUACUCUACCCUUCACAAAAAUAGCGCACAGUAUAACAGCGCAGGACCACCAGCCGACUCCAGACUGCUGCAUCUUGAGUAUGGUUGUAGGACAGCUAAAAGCAGAUGACGACCCCAUCAUGGGUUUCCAUCAGAGUUUCAUCCUGAAGAACAUUAACGAUGCAUGGGUGUGCACCAAUGACAUGUUCAGGCUGGCCAUUCACAACUUUGGAUAACCCCCCUCCCACUCUGGUGGGCAGGGGCAGCCAUAGUGAUAGGCAUCAUGUGAUGAAGUAUGGAGGGAGGGAAAGGAGAGAAGAGAACACUCAUCCCUCCCUCCUGCUGUCUCAUUUAUUGCCUGCUUGGCAAACAAGCAAACACCGGAUUCUAGAUGUCAAUCACUGAACCUCAUCCAGGUGGGUUUUCAGACCACCCCAGCCAGUAGAACUGCAAUGCGUUUCUUCGCUGAGAGCCGGCGAACCAAUCAGAUGCCCCUGUCUGCCACUCUGCUGAUCUGCAUGGCCCUGGAGUCCCCCAUUACAAUAUCUACACUCAAGCCACCAGAAAGACAAACAGCUGACCGACGCCAUUGACUCAUGCUCUGCUCUCCACCCUUCUUUGCUUAAUUCUAACCCAUUCUACUCCACUGUUAACUCCACUUCUGUCGACUCAGUACUGUUAGCACUGUUGUUGACUGGUUUAUAGAUCCAUGUUCCAGUUCAGUCUGCUUCAUCAGUUCCGACUUCUUGUGUUUUUAAAUUGUUUUUAGAUGCCACUUGUGUGUUGCCUCAGCGUGUUUUAACUGCGUUUUAUCUUCCUUUACACAAUUGUUAACUUUGCCAUGAUUCAGUGUCAUGCCAGGUUUUGCUCUCGCAAACCAAAGAAUCAUGGUGGACAUAGAAUUUGAACAUGCUGUGUGAUCGGCUCCUGCAUAUUCUCUCUCUCUCUCCAUCGCUCUCGCUCUUUCUGUCGCUCUCAAUCUCUCUCUUUCUCUCUCACACACAGAUGUCUGGCAGUUAACAUGGACUACAGCCAAGAAAGACAAUAAAACCUGGACUUUUUUCUUAA
This is a messenger RNA of Cottoperca gobio, 1378 nucleotides long. It is a transcript of the gene nutf2, whose product is annotated as nuclear transport factor 2. Lineage: Eukaryota; Metazoa; Chordata; Actinopteri; Perciformes; Bovichtidae. Gene Ontology annotation, biological process: nucleocytoplasmic transport. The transcript is spliced from 5 exons. Bases 163 to 546 code for a protein of 127 amino acids. The record is from RefSeq and is a predicted model, not a curated record.